Talaromyces amestolkiae is the source of this 4011-nucleotide messenger RNA. RefSeq lists its product as uncharacterized. Gene Ontology annotation, cellular component: membrane. Gene Ontology annotation, molecular function: P-type divalent copper transporter activity; copper ion binding; ATP hydrolysis activity. Bases 1 to 4011 code for a protein of 1336 amino acids. Lineage: Eukaryota; Fungi; Ascomycota; Eurotiomycetes; Eurotiales; Trichocomaceae. Gene Ontology annotation, biological process: copper ion homeostasis; monoatomic cation transport. The transcript has a single exon. The record is from RefSeq and is a predicted model, not a curated record.
AUGACUUCACACAAACCAGCUCUUCUUACAGUGCUGCUGGCGACAAACAUCCACUGCGCUUCUUGCGUCGCUCUUGUUAAGGAGAUUCUUACAUUCUACCAAUCCAUCACAAGUGUCGAUGUCUCUGUUCUUCAGCAAGAAGUCCGGGUCCGCCACGGUCCCGAAAUCAGUGCAUCGGACUUGACAAGCACACUCAUCGAUGCUGCGUUCGAAGUACAGCUAGCCACGACCCAGGAUGAGUCUACAGGGCAGAUCCUGGAGUCCAUUGAGACUUCCUCAUGGGUGACGUCGCCGCCUGUCGUGCGAUCACCUCUUCUGUCAUCCGGUACACACACCAGAGUCACGCGGGAACGCAGGUUAUACGAGUCCCAACGACGUAAGCACAUAGAAAACUGCCAGGCCUGCCAGACCGAGCGACAGUAUGCUCUCCACGAGGCUAAAAACUCACCACCCAAGUACGACAGAGUCUGGACAGAGAAGCUGGUGACGACAACACCAACACUGAAAAAGAACGACCCCGAAAAGGAGACCCCGACCCUGGAGUCUGUGCAGGUCACGCAACCAAAGCUGCCGGAUGUGUUCCAUGCCCGUAUUGCGAUAUCUGGCAUGACGUGUGGUGCAUGUGCGAAUUCAGUCACGGAAACGAUACAGCAACUAGACUUUGUCAAGGAGGUGUCUGUGACAUUGUUGACCAACAGCGCUGCUUUGAUUUUUACUGGGCCACGAGAGAAUAUCGAUAAAAUCAUCGACGAAAUCGAGUCUACUGGGUUCGAUGCCACAGUCGACACGGUCGAGAAAGUCACCGAGACAGGAAACGAUGUAAUACCUGUUUGGGAGGCUCAAUUUGGCAUUGGCGGAAUGACUUGUGCUUCUUGCGUGAAUGCUGUUACGAAUCAUGUCAAGCAGAUGGACCAUGUCAAAGAUGUGUCUGUCAGUUUGUUGAACAACAGUGCCACCAUUGUCUUUUCAGGCGAUCAAUCCUACAGCAAGACGAUUUGCGACGAGAUCGAAGCUAUCGGGUACGACGCUUCGUUGAUCGAAGUCGUGCAACAAAACAAGCCCCCUUCCGAUGCUCGCCCUAGGUCUAAUAGGUACAUCGCAAACAUCAGCAUCAACGGUAUGAGCUGUGGCGCAUGUGUUGGAAAAGUGACGCAAGCCGUUCAGAGUAUUUCCCACGUCAAUGAUGUUGUGGUCGAUUUGCUUUCGUCUAGUGCACGGGUCGAAUUCGAAGGCAAGGACAACACGCAACAAAUUAUAAACGAGAUUGAGGAUAUUGGCUACGAAGCGACCCUCAUCGAUUGCAAGCCAGCUGAAGUCGACACUACUUCAAAGCCAACGGAACGAACAGUCAUGAUACGUGUCGACGGAAUGUUCUGCCACCACUGUCCUGAUAAGGUACUCCUGUCACUCAAAGACCUGGACGACAGCAUCCAAAUUUCAAAAGAUCCAACGUUGAAAGAUCCGAUUGUCAAAGUUACCUAUACACCCAAGCAACCGAACUUGACAAUCCGACGGAUUUUGGGUAUUAUCGACUCGUCCCAUGAAAACUUCAAAGCAAGCAUUUACCACCCUCCAUCUAUCGAAGAUCGUUCUCGCGCAAUGCAACUGCGCGAGAGACGUCGUUUCCUCUUCCGUCUCGCAUUUGUCCUCAUGGUCGCCAUUCCAACAUUCAUCAUCGGAAUUGUCUUUAUGGAUCUCGUCUCCUCCGACAACCGUGCUCACCAGUACCUAUCAGAACCAAUUCUGGGAGGAUCUGUUUCUCGCAUGGAAUGGGCAAUGUUCUUUGCAACUACACCUGUCAUGUUCUACGGCGCAGACGUAUUCCACAUCCGAGCUAUGAAAGAGGUUCAGGCCCUGUGGCGACCGGGAAGCAAAGUACCGCUCUUGCGUCGUUUCUACCGCUUCGGUAGCAUGAACUUGUUGAUUUCGGCUGGGACCUCAGUGGCGUAUAUUGCGUCUCUCGGUGUACUUAUAGCUGGCGCAACUACAAAGUCUUCAGAUGCCACGAAUGUGGAUACGUAUUUCGACAGUGUGGUGUUUUUGACAUUAUUCAUUCUGGCUGGUCGUGCUUUGGAAGCUUACAGCAAGUCCAAAGCUGGCGAUGCUGUUUCCGACUUAGGAAAGCUACGGCCAAGUGAAGCGUUAUUGGCAAAUCCCACUACUUCAGAAUCGGUAGAUUCUGAUAGUGGUGUGCAGAGGAUACAUGUCGAUUUGCUUGAAGUCGGUGAUAUUGUCAUUAUUCCCCACGGUGCUUCCCCUCCAGCAGACGGCGUAGUCACCAGCUCCGGUGAUUACCAAUUUGACGAGAGCUCCCUCACUGGCGAGUCGCGACCCGUCUCAAAAUCAACCGGCGAUGAAAUAUACUCUGGUUCCGUCAACGUCGGCCAGCAGGUAUCCAUCAAAGUGACGGAGGUUGGAGGCGCUUCCAUGCUUGAUAAAAUCGUCAGCGUUGUCCGCGAAGGACAGAGCAAGCGAGCACCCAUGGAACGAGUUGCAGAUGUGAUUGUUGCAUAUUUCGUGCCCGUCAUCACACUCAUAGCCAUCCUGACUUUUAUCAUCUGGCUUGCACUUGGGCAAUCUGGUUCUCUUCCAUUGGGAUAUCUUGACACUACACUCGGUGGCUGGACUUUCUGGAGCUUACAAUUUGCUAUUGCCGUGUUUGUUGUGGCGUGUCCAUGUGGUCUAGCCCUCGCUGCACCGACGGCUCUCUUCGUUGGCGUUGGUCUUGCAGCGAAGCGAGGUAUCUUGGUCCGAGGAGGUGGAGAAGCUUUCCAAGAAGCUACACGUCUUGAUGCGAUUGUGUUUGACAAGACUGGCACCUUGACUGAGGGCGGGAACCUCAGAGUAUCUGAGCAUGAGAUUCUUGACUCUACAAACUCUCAAAAGGUUGCUAUCGCGUGGACGUUGGCCCGAGAACUAGAACAGACUAGUAACCAUCCGAUCGCGAAGGCCAUUGUCGAAUUUUGCAAGGAUAAACUAUCUGCCGAGAACAAGAUUGGUGUGAAGUCAUCUGAUAUUCUUGAGAUCUCUGGCCAGGGCAUGAAAGGCACCUUCACACUCUUAAUCGAUGGUGAGACUGCGUCGUAUGAAGCAGUCAUUGGCAACGAACGACUUGCAAAGAGUGUUGUUACCCAGACAUCGGACUCGCAAUACUUCUUUGAGAACAUUCUAUCCAGAUAUCAGUCGGCUGGACGUUCAACAGCUAUUCUGCUCCUCCGUAAAGCUCAAUCAUCGAUCAAUAAAAAGGACAAGGAGACCGGCGUCGACAUGGACAACUCUGACCACUAUACUCCCCUAAUCAUAUUCGCUACAUCGGACCCCAUCCGCGCCGAGUCAGCUCAGGUCAUCGCCCAACUCCAAAAACGCAACAUAGCCGUCUACAUGUGUACCGGCGACAACGAAAAGACCGCCCAUGCCGUCGCAUCUACACUCGGCAUCCCACAGACCAUGGUUCUCGCAAACGUAAUGCCAGCACAGAAAGCGGAAUACAUUCGCAAAAUCCAGUUCUCAUCACUAUCUUCUUCAGACACUGAGAACCAGACAAAGCAACAAGUCAGGAAGAUAGUUGCCUUCGUAGGCGACGGCACAAAUGAUUCCCCGGCUCUCACAGCCGCGGACGUUAGUAUCGCCAUGUCGUCCGGCUCCGAUGUCGCAAUUUCUUCCUCAUCAUUCAUUCUGUUGAAUUCAAACCUCACCACAAUCUUCGAGUUGGUGAAACUAUCGCGCCGCGUCUUCAAUCGCAUCAAACUCAACUUCUUCUGGGCCGCGAUAUACAACGUCAUCCUUGUCCCCGUCGCCGCGGGCGCGUUUUAUGCAAUUCCUGACGGGACGCAGAGUAUCACUGUGGCGGGUUAUACGCAGCAUGUAAGUGGGCACUGGAGACUGAGCCCCGUUUGGGCUUCGCUUGCGAUGGCGUUGAGUAGUGUUAGUGUUGUGACAAGUAGUUUGGCGUUGAGAAUUGAGGGAAGGGAUAUCAAGAGGUGGAUUAUGAAGGUGUUUAAAAAGGCAUAA